UGACAUUUUUGUGAUUCAAAGAGUUCCAUCCUUCACCUUAAUUAAUGUCAAGGCAAGCUCCAUCCAAAACCAGGGAAAGAAACUAACCUGUAAACCACAAGGCUCAAGCAGACAAUAUAUGUGGCUGUUGUGGCAUUGAUUCAUGUGGAACACAGAAAAUUUUGGGCUAAUAAAAACAAAAACCAAAUCCAAUUAAGUACCCAUUUCAUGUCAAAAAGGAAAGAGCCCGAAAUCCUAUGAAAGAGCAUGCAUCCAACAACCCUUCCUUCCCCAGGCUUAUCUCAUUAGCACAAAAAUGAAAGCCUCAGUCUCAUCUCCAUCUAUCUUUCUUCUUCUUCUUACAAUCUCUCUGCCAUCAAUCCAAUGUGAUGAUUUGGUAGAUCAAAUAUGCAAAAAAACACCCUUCUAUGACUUGUGCAUCUCUACCUUGAGAUCAAAUACUAACAGCACCGACUUAGAUGUUAAAGGCCUAGCGAGUGUGGUGGCUGACAUUCUGCUGGCAAAUGCAACUGACACGUUGAACUACAUCCAAGCUCAGAUAAACCAAACAUCAGACCCCCAAAUGGAGAGAGCACUGGCUUAUUGUGCAGAACUUUACAUUCCAGUUGUCAAGUACAAUCUUCCUCAAGCCAUUGAUGCUUUGAGUAAAGGUCAGUUUACAUUUGCCAGUUAUGGGAUAUCAGAUGCAGCUAAAGAAGCGGAUGCUUGUGAAAAGAAUUUUUCAGGGUCUUUGAAAUCACCGUUAAGUGAUAGGAACAAACUUCUUCAUAGCCUCUCUGAUGUGGCCGUAGCUAUUGUCAAGAUAUUGCAGAAGGGUUAAUUAUAAACUUUUGUUAUGACUCUGUUUAUUUUCUGCUUCAGUGUAGUCAUGAAAUCUUCUGUACUUAUUUUCUGCCUGUAAAAUUUAUUCUGUUGGAUUGGAACUAUUGUACUCUGGAGUUCAGAAAGUAGCUUCAACUUUGAACCUUACAAUUAGCAUCUUUCUUGCCUUCAUCGUUUCCUUUUCCUUCCAUCUUUUUCUGGUCUUGCAUGGGCUGAAAUUGCUUUGGGCCUUGUCAGGGUUUAAGUUAAUGAUCGGCAGGCUGAGAAAAUCCACAGUGACUCAACUCAAUUGCUCUAAU
Messenger RNA from Durio zibethinus, 1121 nucleotides. RefSeq names its product cell wall / vacuolar inhibitor of fructosidase 1. Gene Ontology annotation, molecular function: enzyme inhibitor activity. Gene Ontology annotation, biological process: negative regulation of catalytic activity. The record is from RefSeq and is a predicted model, not a curated record. NCBI's taxonomy places the organism in Eukaryota, Viridiplantae, Streptophyta, Magnoliopsida, Malvales, Malvaceae.